CCAACACAAGCUCUUCUCCUGUCUGGCCCCCCAAUGGUGGAAUCAACUCCCCACCUCCAUCAGGGACACUGACUGUCUCCCCACCUUCAAGAAAAGGCUCAAGACGCACUUGUUCCGGGAGUACAACGGCACUUAGGAAUGCUUGGCUGUACCUGAUGUUAGUUUUCUCCAGGAUCUCAAUGACUCUUAUUGAGAGACUUGUUGCUCUUGUUGGUUAGUUGUAACGGUUUUAAAUUCUUGUCCUCGCUGUGAAAUAUUUGACUGUUGAUUGUUUUUCUACAGGUACACUCUUGCACUUUUUGAGUUUCAUGUUGUUUAAUUGUAACUUGUUUAACUGCAUGCUCUUAUGGUUCUUCCCUUUGGCACUUAUUUGGUUUUCCACAAUGUGUGCUUCAUGUUUUGGCUGCUCACAAUGUUUGGGGCUAUCUCGUUGUUAUGAUCAGUGACCUAUGCUCUUUUGUAAAGCUCUCUCUUGGAAGUCGUUUUUGGAUAAAAGCGUCUGCUAAAUGCAUAAAUGUAAAUGCUAAAUGUAUAAAUGUAAAUGCUAAAUGUAUAAAUGUAAAUGCUAAAUGCAUAAAUGUAAAUGAUAAAUGCAUAAAUGUAAAGAAGCUCUCACUAGGGUUCUCUAAAGGGUUCUCUAAAGAACCCUAUCUAAGUCAGAUAGAACCAUACAGAGUUACAAACAGCAUCGGAAAGAGCUGAAAAUGGUUCUGUUAUGUUUAGACCUUCUUAAAUGCUUCUUCUAUUCUCACAGAGAGUUAUUUGUGGCAGACGAUUUGCUGAUGUUAGUGUGUGCACAGUUUUGCCACGGUAACCAAAGAGUCUGUAUUCUGAUUUUUCUACAGUGCUGCUCACCCUGGUCAGGACUCAGAAACCUCAUGUUUCCAUGGUCCCAAAUUUAUAUCAAGUUUACGCCGGGGAUACAUUGAAGUUGACAUGUAACAACGGUGGUCCUUCAGUGCAAUGGUUCUUCAACAACAUCCAGUCACCUGAACAAAACUUGGACUGGCAGAGGACUGCAAUAUCUGCAAAAAACUCUGGCUCCUAUCGCUGUGAGUCCAACGGACAGAGUAGUGACAACUUCAACAUCUCUGUUCUGGCCUACCUCCCUCCUUCAAUUCUCUCCAUCCGUUCGGGCCGACCAGUAAUCCAAAGGGGCAGUUCAGUCACGCUGAACCUGGAGGUAGAAGAUGGGCUUGAGGGCUGGACCUGCUGGGUGUACAAGAAUGGAAAGGUCGUCAAGAUGAGAAUGAAGAAGACUUUGAUGAUUGCCAGCAAGACUGAGGUGGCGUUCCAGCCCUACGAACUGGAGGAAAACAUGGGCCUCUACUGGUGCAGUGAUCAGAACAACCAGAAGAGGAGCAGCAUGGUCACUCUUAGGACUUCAGAACUGAAGGUGCUGAUGGAGACCCCAUGGCCAGCCAGGUUGGGAGAUCCUGUGACCUUGAAAUGCAUCAUCCCGGGGCUCGACAAGAUUGAGCGUGCCGUGUUCUAUAAGGACGGAAAAACCAUCCAGGAGGGUUCCAACGCUUUCUUCCCCAUCGCCAGUGUGGUGCAGUCGGACCAGGGGUCGUACAAGUGUAAGGCCACCUACAAAGGGGUCACCACUGGAGAAACGCGCGAACACGUCUCCGAGGCUCAGAAGCUGGUUGUCAUGGACGCCCCUCCGAGAGCAUCUCUCUCCAUGACCACGACCAUGUCCUGUACUUGCUCCAUGUGUCCCGAUGGCACCAAGUAUCGCUGGCACUACCAAGAGCUUGACCGCCCAUGGGUAUAUACGGAAACGGGUCCAUCUUACAGUGAUAAAAUACUGCCUGGAAGAUACGCAUGCAGCGCUAUAUGGCAGGAUGGACGGACAUCUAUGAGCAACAUCUAUGUUGCUUCCGGGGAACCUAUUAAAUGGCUGAUGCUGUUGGUCGUCAUAGCAGUCCUGCUUGUCUUGAUGGUUGUAGUUUUCAUCAUAGCCUUCAGGUGCAAAAAGAGGAGGACGGCCAAUGUGAUUUAUGAAGAUGUUCAGAUGAUGGGGGUGAAGGCGGGCGGAGAAGACGGAGGCUACGAGGAGCUACGCCAAAAACGUGAGGGGGCAGAGUAUGACACCUUGAAAGCUGUAGCGCCCCGUGGUGAAGAUGGAGCCCUAGAGCCAAAACGCAGCGCCGAGAUGACGGACGCACCCUCUAGUGGAGCAGGAGGGUAUGAGCAACUCCGACUGAAACCAGGCGUUGACAUGGACGAGUACCACACCUUGAAGGCAGAUGCCCUGGGUGUAAAGAAUAAGGAUGGGGAAUAUGAAGCUUUGAAACCAGAGCCAGAAACAGAGAGAGUGUACCAUACCUUAGGGCCGGUGAUAGGGGCUGAAGGGGGGGCAGAGGUGGGGUCCCAGGUGGCAAAGUAGUGAGCGUAAGCAGAGCACCAGACCAGCGCAGCAGGCUGGAUGGCAGCGUAAGCAGAGCACCAGACCAGCGCAGCAGGCUGGAUGGCACCCAAACCAUACAUACCGUAACCGGUAAUGGAAACAUUUCCCAUUAAAGAGUUACCAGUUUAGUGAAACAACUCUUGUAACCAUUAAUUCAUUCAUUUGCUUAUUCCCAAAUGACAUAGUUGUAAUUAACUCUUAAACACAUGUCAUGUAUAUUUACUAACGUAAGAAAGCACUGUGUCACUGAAUGAUUUGGUAACCAAUAUCACUGAGCUACAAAGUCAAAAGUUUUUAUAAAAACAAAAAUACAUUGUAGAUAUAUAUAUCCUCCUGAGAUCCGGCAAUUAAUUGAUGUCCACGAUAGUGGAGGGUUAGUGGAUUUAUCAAUCUGUGAAUCAACUUUAUGAUCCUUGUACAUAAAUUGCAUGCUUAAUAUAGUCUGAUAAAAAGCUGAAGGGUAUUUGUUGAAAGAGUUUUCUAGGACUUAAUGCUUGACUCUCGCUAUAUUUUACUCUCGCACUUUUUAUAAAGAGUGAAUGAUUACAUGUUUUUAAAUUUUGUAAUAACAAAUGCAAACCAGAGUUGGUAAUCACUUGUGAAUAGCUUUGAGUGUCAUUGUAUCAUGUAUUGUUAAAGGAUUGUUAUCAAGUUUUAGUGUAUUGUGGAGUUGUGUCAUGCAAUGUUAAAAGGUGAGUGAUGUGAUGGAAACAUGAGUCAUUGUUUCAAAAAUGACUGUUGAAUUUUUAACAGGAAAUAUUUCAUGAAUGCUUAAAUAAAGAGUUGAGGUGU
Osmerus eperlanus (European smelt) is the source of this 3205-nucleotide messenger RNA. RefSeq lists its product as uncharacterized. The coding region runs from base 887 to 2392 and encodes 501 amino acids. Gene Ontology annotation, biological process: cell surface receptor signaling pathway. The transcript is spliced from 7 exons. Lineage: Eukaryota; Metazoa; Chordata; Actinopteri; Osmeriformes; Osmeridae. The record is from RefSeq and is a predicted model, not a curated record. Gene Ontology annotation, cellular component: plasma membrane. Gene Ontology annotation, molecular function: transmembrane signaling receptor activity.